UUGCAGGUUUCAUUAAGGCUAAUGGAAUGAAAUUGUACCAUAAAGCAAAUCAAAGAAAAGAUCAAUAUUUAAAGAAGAAAUCAUGUUCAUUCAGUCUCAUCUUUAGUGAUGGUCGAACUCCAUUCAUUUAUAACACAUUUGUCAAAAAUGGUCAUAAGACUGAAAACAUGCAAGUAUAUUUACUUACCUGUGGUGAUGGCAAACAACAAAUUAUAAAAGCAGCUAGGUGUUUUUGUACAGAUGCCAAAAACAAUCCUGCUUUAUUAGAGAAUUUUCAUGCAAAAAAUUUUGAAAAAUACCUGAAAGGUAUGAUUAACAUUCCUGAUCCUGAAAUGAUUCUUCUCUUUGGUGAAAGAAGAGGUUUAAUAGGAUAUUUACCAUGGCAUAUUCGUCUGUCAGAAAUAAUAUUUCAUCCCACUCAUCACAACAUGCAUUUCAAGGAGUUCCAGGAAGUUCUGUUAAGAUAUAGUAAAUGUGAACAAAGACUUGGGAAGUGAAAUACAGUGUAUUAUUCAUAAGCAUCUGUGAUGUUUGAACUUAAUACAAAGUCACAUACUUAAUCACGAAAUCGAGACUAAUAAUACGGAGUAGCAAAAAAUGUAUUUUUACAUUUUUUUGCAAUAUUGAUUUUGAAAAUCAGAUUAGGUGUCUG
Messenger RNA from Uloborus diversus, 652 nucleotides. It is a transcript of the gene Tango14, whose product is annotated as dehydrodolichyl diphosphate synthase complex subunit nus1-like. The transcript is spliced from 4 exons. The coding region runs from base 27 to 497 and encodes 156 amino acids. Lineage: Eukaryota; Metazoa; Arthropoda; Arachnida; Araneae; Uloboridae. The record is from RefSeq and is a predicted model, not a curated record. Gene Ontology annotation, molecular function: ditrans,polycis-polyprenyl diphosphate synthase [(2E,6E)-farnesyl diphosphate specific] activity. Gene Ontology annotation, cellular component: dehydrodolichyl diphosphate synthase complex; endoplasmic reticulum membrane.